Molecule: messenger RNA, 2382 nt
Organism: Eimeria acervulina
Lineage: Eukaryota; Apicomplexa; Conoidasida; Eucoccidiorida; Eimeriidae
Exons: 10
Coding region: 1-2382 (793 amino acids)
Biological process (GO): maturation of SSU-rRNA from tricistronic rRNA transcript (SSU-rRNA, 5.8S rRNA, LSU-rRNA); ribosomal small subunit assembly
Cellular component (GO): small-subunit processome; Pwp2p-containing subcomplex of 90S preribosome
Molecular function (GO): protein binding
Source: RefSeq, a predicted model, not a curated record
AUGUUUAACUAUAAGUUCAGCAAUCUUCUGGGGGCUCCUUAUAGCUGUGGACGUGCAAAUCUUUCUUUUGAUAGACCUGGAAGAUGUUUAUAUGCCCCCAGCAGCAACAGGGUUUGUCGCUAUACUUUAGACAGUACUCCUAUUCGUUCAAGCAGCAGCAGCAGCAGCAGCAACAGCAGCAGCAGCAGCAGCAGCAGCAGCGGUGGGGGUGCACGUAAUGCGUUUGAUACGCAAGGAAAUGCUGAAAAUAUUUCAGGUGUCGAUACACCUGAAAGCAGCCGCGUGUUUACAUAUCCUUUUGAAGCUCGAGUAGACAUUGCGCACUACUGUAUUUCUUCUGAUGGUUUAUUAGCGAUUUCAAUUGAUAUUUGGAGGUCUCCGCAUGCAUGCAGAGGAUAUCAGCUUGAACUGCUGCAUUCUUUUGUUUUGCAUCAACAACAAAUAAAUUGUUUAUGCUGGAGCCCUGACUCUCUUCAUCUUCUUUCAGGAGGAAAGGACUGUACUGUGCGGCUGUGGAGAGCCCGCAACAAAUGGGGUGUACGUACAGCUCAACUAGAUGCAGCAGCAGCAACGGGCAGCAACAGCAGCAGCAGCAGCAGCGGCAGCAGCAGCAGCAGCGGCAGCAGAGAAGCAGCAGAACAGGCUUACAGAGAUGCUGUUGAUGCAGCAUUUACUCCUUCUGCGUUUUUAUCUCACCGACAUGAAGUAAAGUUUGUUUGUUUUUCUGCUUGUUUAACUCGCGUAUACUCUGUUAAUAGAGAAGGCUGCAUCAUUGUAUGGGUCUGGAAGCCCCUAGCAGAAGCAGAAGAAGCAGCAGCAGCAGCAGCAGCAGCAGCAGCUGAUGAAGAUCAGGCCAACCCAGAGGCAGCAGCAGCAGCAGCAGCAGCAGCAGCAAUGAAGAGCGCUGCACGCCCUAUAAAUCCUUCAUACUUUCAGCAGCGGCGUGAGGCAAAGCGUCGAGGUGAUAAUGGAUCUGCUGCUGCUGCUGCAGCAGCAGCAGCAGCAGCUGCUGCUGCUGCUGCAGGGUGUACGUACACCUCAGCAGCACCAGCAGAUGAGUUUAUUGACUAUUCUAAAGGUUUAUAUUCUCUGCCUGAUUUGUUUGUUAUUGUUAAACUUUCGCUAGGAAUUGCUUCUUUAGACAGCAUUUGCUUAUCCUUCGACGGGGAGUGGAUUGCUGCAGCAGCAGCAGCAAACAGCAUUAUUAUUGUAUGGGAGUGGCGGAGCGAAACAUAUGUAUUAAGACAGCAGAGCAGCAGACAGGGUUUGAGCUGCGUUGGUUUCUCUCCUGCAGCAGAUGCAGCAGCAGCAGCAGCAAACAGGGUGGGUGCUGCAGCAGCAUCAGGAGGAGCAGCACAGCAGCAGCUAGCAACAGGGUUUGUAGGCCCCCUCGGGGGCCCCCAGACAGCUUUAGGCUUGGGCAGUAAUAAAGCAGUGAUUGCGACAGGCAGCAUCGAUGGUUUUAUAAAGGUGUGGGAUGCGGACAGCGGCUUCUGUCUUAAAACAUUUGCUGCGCAUGCAGCAACAGUCUCCGCUAUUUGCUUCUCACCAACAGGAAAUGCAUUAUUCUCUGCUUCACUAGACGGCACUGUUAAGGGCUUCGAUCUUAUCAGGCUCAAACCCUUCAGGGUUUAUACAGCAGGAAGUUCUUCGCAGGCAGCUGUGGGGUUUGGGGACGCCGGCUAUGAAAGCGGUUUGCAGUUCAGGUGUAUAAGCAUAGACAGCGGAGGAGAGAUAUUAGCAGCGGGGGCUCAAGGCGUUUGUUUUUCUGUUUUUGUUUGGAGUGUACGAACAGCUAAACUCUUAGAAGAGCUGGCUGCUCAUGAAGCACCUGUUGUCUCGCUGCAGUUUCAUCCUCAUCCUGAUAAGCAGGGGAUUCUUGCUACAGGCAGCUGGGAUAAAACUGUUAGAGUAUGGGACAUCUUAGGUCGGCGUGGUCGUGGGGGAUCGCCUGAAGUGUUGAUGCAGACAGGCGGUGUUUUAUGUUUAGCGUUCUCAAAAGCAAAAGGUUUAUUAGGGGUUGGCGGCGACGCAGGUAGACGCGUGAUGGGUUUAAUAGCGGGUUUGGACUUGAAUUGCGGCAUCCCUAUCCAGGAAUAUGAUUUGUCUGAUGAAGACGACGACUUCAAUGAGGGGGAAAGAGAGAGAAAAAGAAUUCGCAGCGGAGGGUUUGUGGGGAACUACGGAUUGAUGGAUUUGGGCUCAGCGCCUCCAUUUUUAACUCGAAAUGUUACGACGAAAAAUAUUGCAAAGGCGCUCGACAAAGAAGAAUUCGCUAAGGAGAACUCGGGAGGCUCUGGGCAGCGACAGACAUUGACAAAAACCAGAGUGAAGACCAACGCAAAGCAGAGGCCUUCAAUCGCCUCUCCCGCAUUUCAAUAG